Durusdinium trenchii is the source of this 4005-nucleotide messenger RNA. The record is from the annotation of a GenBank genome assembly. NCBI's taxonomy places the organism in Eukaryota, Dinophyceae, Suessiales, Symbiodiniaceae.
GCUCUCAGCUCGUUGCCCUGAUCCAGCGAAGAAUCUAUAACCUUCAGGUGCGUGAUGCUAGCGAUGCUGCGUUUGGCAGUCUUGCUCCUUGGUGCCUUUGAAGGAUUCGGAUCCGAGCUUUGCCUGGACGAUGGCGUGCCGGAAAGCCAACGCAAGUACAUCCAGGAUGAUGCGGGCAAUGACAUUCCAAUUGGAGUUUUUGAGAGCAAUUGGGCCUCAUCUUGGCUUCUCAACAAGUUGACGGAAAUGCUGCUUCAAGAAGUCAUGGGCUACCACGCGAAGGUUGAUCCACGCAUGGGCGCAAAUGGGGCUUCUUGCUUCUACGCUUUGCCAGGAUGCCUCGACUUUGACAACAAAGUCGUUGGCGACAAACAAUGUGGAAUUAACGAGACGACGCUUCAUAUCAGUGUGGACUCUUGGGUUGGCAGCUAUGCGUCGGCGAUGGAUCAGUUCAACAAGGAAUUCCCCAGAAUCGCAUCACAAGACUUGGGCGGCAUGGGUUAUGACGGCGAGGAAUCCAUGUACGUGAGCCAGGCCAUCCUGAAUGAUGCUUUUACUGAUUCCGGUCUUGCGCUCGACUUCUACAAAAGCUACAACACUACGCAUCACAACCCCAGGAAGUAUUUCGAUUCCAUCCAUGAUGUGGACCUGUUGGAACUGGAAUUGUGCAAUGAGACGGACAUGAGUAACCCAAGUCGCAUUGGAGACUACGCCAAGUACUCCGGGGACUACGACGGGGUCGUGAGCCAGCCAGAUGGCACUUUUGUCGCCAAGUGCACAAACAAUCGCUGGUGGUAUGCCCCCGCUUGCAGGCAAAAUUCCUCCCAGUGCAUCCCUCUCUUCACAUCAGGUAAUGGUUGGAAGUUGCAGGCGUUAAUGCAAUGGUCCACCGCUUACGGAAUGCCAACAGCCAUCGGACUCUCUAAGGGGUAUGGAACGUGGAUCCAACAUGUGCAGAAUCAUCGAGCCUUACACUACUGGUGGGUUCCAGAUUCGACCUUCAUCGGCAUGUUGCCAGAGCCUUUGAUUUUGGCACGUCACAGCGCAACUGAGUGGUUGGAUGGGGACAAAAAGACCGGAGCAAAAGGAAGCCAUGUAGCCAAGUUGGUCAGUCACAACUUGCAAGCCAAGGCUGGUCGUGUCCGCGAGUUUGUGUCCAACAUGAACUUUGAGCUUCCCGAAGUGCAAAGUCUCCUUUUGGAGCUUCAGCAGUCGUCCACCUACAACGUGUCCUGCAAAUGGAUGCGGGAGAAUCGAGCCAGGUGGUUGAAGUGGAAACCAGUCGAGACCAGCUGCUAUGAGGGCUUUGGGUUGGUUGACGCUUCAGGGGCUUUCGUCUCGAGCAGAGCAGAUGCUGUGGGAUGUGGGCUGUGCCAAGCAGGAUCUGCAUCUGAUGAGCUCAUUGACGAUCAGGGGAGAACUUUCCGAUGCAAGCCCUGCUCUCCAGGAUACAGUCAAGCCAACACCUACUCGACCCAAUGUGAGCCGUGUCCAAAGGGCACAUCAGCAAGCUCGUUUGGGAGCACGCAAUGCACACCCUGUGAUGAAGGUUUUUACCAACCAGACACAGCGCAAACCUCAUGUCUCUCAUGUGGUGGUUCCCGGACAACGCUCUUACUGGGUGCAGGAUCUUUGACAGACUGUGUUUGUGAGGCAGGGACAAUCGAAUGGCAAUCCGUUUGUGUGGCUUGCCAUGACGACAGCAUGCAUUGCCCAAAAGGUAGCACAGUCGACAAGCUUGUGGCAGCUGCUGGAACUACGGACUUGAGGAAUCCCUUUGUGAAAAAGGGCUACUUCAGCAAUCCACUCGCCCCGCUUGACACCUACAAGUGUGCCGGGGAGCUCGUUUGCCCGGGUGGUUCUCCAGGCGAAUGCUUCGGAGACCGAGAAGGUCUCACAUGCGGAGAUUGUCCAGAGGGGCACUAUUGGGCUUCAGAGAAGUGCGAGCCUUGUGGAGCUGUGUCAGUUGCAUGGGCUUUCUGUGUGACCUUCGUUGUGAUCGGAGUUUGUGGCUCAUAUUACAUGCUGACAAGCAGCUAUACUGCGAAAGCCAGCGUGAUGAUGUCCACUACGGCUGCUUUGGGAAUGUUGAUCGCCUUGUUUCAAAACCUUGGUGUUUUGAACACAGUUGCCGUUGAAUGGCCAGCCGGCUUACGAGACCUCCUGAACUUUGCUUCAGUCUUCACCUUCAACCUUGAUGCUCUUGGCUUGAGUUGUGCUGCAGGUGGCAACGUGGCGCGAUAUGUCAGCACGGCGUCCUUCUUUUGGAUCGUCACCGUGGCCUUACCCACCGUGGGUUUGCUGACGAACUUCAUUCCCAUUCUGAAGCGCCGAAGCCUUGCAUGGGAGAAGAAUAAGACCAUCAGCACCACGGGACAGUUCUUGCAGGUAGGCUUCACGACGAUGUGCAACGUUGGCCUCAUGCCGUUCAUGUGCUAUCGACACCCAACCAAUGAACAGAGUAUUUUGAAGUAUCCCAAUGUCUUCUGUGGAACAGCCGAGCACUGGAUCAUGCGGGGCUUUGGUGCCUUGGUCAUCUUCUUGGCCUUCAGCUUCUUCAUCGCAGCCUGCUACGCCGCCUAUCAAGCACCCAGGUGGUCCGGCAAACCCAGGCUGGCAGCGAUUCGCUUCUUGAUCUUCCGCUUCAGGCCCAAUGUUUGGUAUUUCGGCUUGGUCCUCUUGGCCCGAGGACCCUUGCUGUCGAUGCCAGGGGUCAUUGCAACCAACAUGCCCAGCUUGCAGCUCACCUUGAUGCACAUGAUCUUGCUUGGAUCUCUUUGCCUUCAGCUGUGGUUCUUGCCUUGGAAAUCUCCAAUCCUCAACUUCGUGGACGGAUUGUCAGUGUCACUUCUCGUCAUGCUCUUGGCCGGGUCGCUGGGAUAUGCCGACAGCAGUGGGGAAGACGCAGCACGUGUUCUGGCCAUCUUCGGCACGGUGAUUUCGUCGCUGAUGGUCGUGAUCCUGGCAGGAAUGGUCACGCUCGGCCUGUGUGCGCUUUGCUAUCGCUCGGCCUUGGGAAGCUCCAAGGAACUCCGUAUCAUGAACCUUGGGAAGGUGCCAGAGGAGAAAGAUGUCUUUCAGUCCCUCUUGGAUGUGGCCACCUUCCUCAAGGAAGACGCUCAGCCUUUGAGAAGAUGAAAAACGCCACUGUCUUGGGAGUUUUGGUUUGUGGUGAGCAUGGCCUGAUCCAGCAGGUGGUUUUCUGAUCCAGCAGUUCGUCGGGGUGUUUGCCUGCUAGGGGGUGCUCAUUCUCCGGGAAUCCAUUUGGAACUCUGUUUUCGUUCAAUUUUAAAGGGUUUACACAUGGCCCCUGUGAAAAAGGAUGGACUGGGCAAAGAUAAGCAAUUUAUUGCUGACCUGGGCAAGCUCUCAGUCUAUGACAUUGGCACCAUCAUGCGAGCCAUCAACAUCUUGGCGGAUGACUUGAACAUGGCGGUCGGAGAUGGCAUGCGUAAGAGUUCCUCCAAGCGUAUCGCCACCGGGCAACGCACAACCAGGACGGUCUUCCAAGCUGGUUCUGAUAUGAUCAUGUCAUCAUCACCAACCUCUCCAUGCACACAUGGGAAUGCCCGUCAACCACUAUAGACUAUAUCAUACCCUUCAAUCAACUCGCCGCUCCUGUGGGAGUGUACUUUCGUUCAUCCUCGUGUGGGUUGUCCAACUGAUGUUCCAUCGGGCCGUCAAGGAGGAAUGUGACUGGGUGACUUGGUCAGAGCAACGGCAUAUAUGUUGGGUAUGUUCUGACUUACUAACUUAACAUGGAAGUGGAAAAUUGUUCCUUGGAAGACGACUUUCCUCCAUACAAACUGUUUCACUUCCAUGUCAGUGAGUCAAAGUGUAUCUCCAUGUAUCUCCUAUAACCAGCAACAGUGGAUGAUGAUGGUUCAGCUGUACGACGACAUCAGUAAAAUAGUGAUUUGCUUGUGGAACCGAACCCGAGCCAGACCGCAGGUUUCCUAAGACAGACCCAAAAACUAAGUGGAUCCGUCCCAGACCCAGACCUGC